CCAAGACCAAGAUCUAUCAUUUCACUCUCAGCCACCCUUUAUAAACACUCGUAAAACCCCCUCACCAAACUCUCUUACCCCUCUCUCUCUUCCUCUCUCUCUGCGUAAUUUCGUCGAAAACGAACAGUGCAAUACAGAGAGAAGGAGAGGGAGGAAGAUUGAAUCGAAUCCCGGUCGAAUUUGAUUCAAAUCAGAUCUUACAAGGAUGCAGCAAGCCAACGGCGGUGAUCAAAACCCACCACCUCCAUCCCAGCACCAGCAUCCGUGGGUUCCUUAUCAGCAGCAUCAGCAGCAGCAAUGGAUGGCGGCUAUGACGUACCCGGCAGCGGCCAUGUCUAUGAUGCAGCAGCAGAUGAUGAUGUACCCGCAGCAUUACAUGGCCUACUAUCAGCAGCAGCAGCAACAGCAAUAUCACCAAAAACAGCGACAUCAAAGCUUUCAAAAACAAGAAGAACCGAAAUCUGACGAAGAUGUUAGAACUAUCUGGGUCGGUGACCUGCAACACUGGAUGGAUGAAACUUACCUCCAUAGCUGCUUCGCAGUCACCGGAGAGGUUUCUUCUGUAAAAAUCAUACGCAAUAAGCAAACUGGUCAACCAGAAGGGUAUGGAUUUGUUGAAUUUUAUUCUCGGGCAGCUGCUGAGAAAAUUUUGCAGAGCUACAAUGGCUCUAUGAUGAUGCCAAAUACAGAGCAUCCCUUCCGCCUGAAUUGGGCAAGUUUUAGUGCCGGUGAUAAGGGUGAUAAGCGCACAAAUGCUGCUCCUGAUCUUUCCAUAUUUGUAGGAGAUUUGGCACCAGAUGUGACUGAUGCUAUGUUGCAGGAAACCUUUGCUAGCAGAUUUUCAUCCAUCAAAGGUGCAAAAGUUGUUGUUGAUUCGAAUACUGGCCGUUCAAAGGGUUAUGGCUUUGUUAGGUUUGGUGAUGAAAAUGAGAAGACUAGGGCCAUGUCUGAGAUGAAUGGUGUUUAUUGUUCGAGUAGACCCAUGCGCAUAGGUGUUGCAACCCCAAAAAAAUCAUCUGGAUAUCAACAACAAUAUUCUUCACAAGCUGUGAUUUUGGCUGGUGGACAUGCUGCAAACGGUUCUAUGGGUCAAGGAUCCCAAUCUGAUGGCGAGUUGAAUAACACAACGAUUUUUGUUGGAGGAGUUGACUCUAAUGUCAUGGAGGAGGAUCUUAGGCAGCCUUUUUUGCAGUUUGGUGAAGUUGUCUCUGUGAAAAUACCGGUUGGAAAGGGAUGUGGAUUUGUGCAAUUUGCUACCAGAAAAAGUGCUGAGGAUGCACUGCAGAAUUUGAAUGGUACAGUUAUUGGCAACCAGACCGUUCGUCUUUCUUGGGGUCGCAAUCCAGGUAACAAGCAGUGGAGAGGAGAUUCUACUAACCAGUGGAGCGGGGCAUACCAUGGAGGGCAAGGCUACGGUGGCUAUGGAUACGCUGCUUCCUCAAAUCAGGUUCCAAAUAUGUAUGCUACUGCCGCAGCUUCUGGUGUUUCGUAGCCAGGGUAGGGCAAUUCGCUACUGCUUGUACUUUGAACUCGCUGAAGGCAUCUAAGCUAGACAUUGUCUUGAUCCAAACUUAGGAUGGACUUAGCUGCUUAGGUGGCUAUGUCUAUUGCUUGCAGAAUUUUAAAUUCAAACAUCUCAAGAGUUCUUUUGAGGAUUGUAUCGGUAUUUUUUUUUUCUCUAGAAUUUUGGAGUUUUCUUAAUUAGUGGUAGAUUUUAUUUAC
Tripterygium wilfordii is the source of this 1722-nucleotide messenger RNA. Its product is annotated as polyadenylate-binding protein RBP47B-like. NCBI's taxonomy places the organism in Eukaryota, Viridiplantae, Streptophyta, Magnoliopsida, Celastrales, Celastraceae. The record is from RefSeq and is a predicted model, not a curated record. Gene Ontology annotation, cellular component: cytosol. The coding region runs from base 206 to 1492 and encodes 428 amino acids. Gene Ontology annotation, molecular function: mRNA binding. The transcript has 6 exons.